Molecule: messenger RNA, 225 nt
Organism: Panicum hallii
Lineage: Eukaryota; Viridiplantae; Streptophyta; Magnoliopsida; Poales; Poaceae
Exons: 3
Coding region: 1-225 (74 amino acids)
Biological process (GO): negative regulation of cell population proliferation
Source: RefSeq, a predicted model, not a curated record
AUGACGGCCCCAACUACCAACUGCGCUCUUAUUGAACUCCGGUGGUCCUUCAUAAUCUGCAUCUGUAUUUAUAUUGAGAACUUCCUGCCGAUAUUCACAGUCAAAGCCUUGAAACGUGAACAAAGAAAGAGUAGUCGAGGAAUCGGCAGAAUUUUGAAGGAGCAAAAGGCGAGGUUGUACAUCAUUCGACGAUGUGUUGUCAUGCUUCUCUCCCACCAUGACUGA